Messenger RNA from Dermatophagoides pteronyssinus (European house dust mite), 1042 nucleotides. RefSeq lists its product as uncharacterized. The record is from RefSeq and is a predicted model, not a curated record. Gene Ontology annotation, biological process: purine nucleotide metabolic process. Gene Ontology annotation, molecular function: GMP kinase activity. Lineage: Eukaryota; Metazoa; Arthropoda; Arachnida; Sarcoptiformes; Pyroglyphidae. Gene Ontology annotation, cellular component: cytosol.
AUAUUUUUAUAUUGAUCAUGUCUUGUUAGCCAUUUAUCAGAAAAAAAAUAUUCUGUCGAUAUAUAUUCGGUGCUUGAUUCUGUUUAUAUUGUGUGUUGCGUUUUUUUCCACAUUUCUAAAGACCACCACUAUUUUUUCCACUAUUUUAUUACAAAUAUAUUCUAGUCAUGAAUAAUUGGUUAUUGAAAAUAUCAAGUAUCUUAAAUUUUAAUCAUCAUUAUAAUCAUCGAUAUAUUUUAAAUAAUAUCGAAAAAAUUAAAUCAAGAAUCAUGUCAACCAAUCGCUAUGAUCAUACCACCACCACCACUAUUAACAAAAAUUUAAAUAAUCAUAAUAAUAAUAAUAAAAUUGCAAAUGCUAUUGUUGUUUGUGGACCAUCCGGUUCGGGUAAAACUACAUUACUUAAUAUGUUAUUCGAACAUUUUAAAAAUGAACUUAAAUUUUCUAUAUCACACACGACCAGAAAAUCAAGACCAAAUGAAAUAAAUGGAAAAUCCUAUUAUUUUGUUGAUCGUUCAACAUUCGAACAAAUGAUUACCAACAAAGAAUUUGUUGAAUAUUCACAAUUUUCAGGAAAUUAUUAUGGAACCAGUAUUCAAGAAUUGAUUGCCAAUGAAAAAAGUGGUCUUUUAUCUGUUCUUGAUGUCGAUAUACGCGGUGUGAUCAAUUUGCAGAAAAAUAAUAUUCUUAAGGCUAAGUAUAUUUUUAUUAAAACUCCAACCUUACAAUUUCUGGAAUCAAAUCUACGAAAACGUGGUACCGAAACUGAUGACAGUAUUAGUGUUCGAUUAAAACAUGCGGCUGAAGAUUUAAAACAAGCAGAAACAUUACAUUUUGAUCUCAUAAUAGAAAAUAUUGUUCUUAAUGAUUCAUUUGAAAAAUUACGACAAUUCGUCCAAUCGGAGCUGACACGAUUCAAAGAAAGUCAAAAAACAAAGUUGUAAAUAGUCAUCAUUAUCGUAAAUGAUGGGGGAUAACAUUUUUUUUAUUCUAACAUUUUGUAUCAAAAUUCUAAAAAAAAAUUUUAUUUAAAAAGAUUAUC